UUUUGGAUUCUUGCCUGCCGCGAGCUCACGGCGCUCUCGUGCUCGUGUCAUCGAUCGCGCCAGGGCCCGAUCGAUCGAGAUGCGCUCGCGCAUUCUCUCUUCUUUCUCCCUUUCCCGAUCUUGAGAGAGCGAGCUUGGGAAUGGCGAUCGAGCGUGAGGAAUGGCACCUUCUUGAUCUUUCUCUUCUUCCUCCAUCCGGCGAGAGGUAGAAUCUUUUUGCUGUCCAGCGCCCGGAUUUCGAUGGAUUGGAGCGUCGCGCUGUCGAUCUUGUUGCUGCUUGCCGCAUCGUCGAGCGUCGCGCGCGGAUUCCAGGAUAAAUCCGCGCUCCUGGCGCUCAAGGCGGCGAUGAUCGACAGUUCCGGCAGCCUCGACGACUGGACCGAGACCGACGACACGCCGUGCUUGUGGACGGGCAUCACCUGCGACGAUCGCCUCUCCCGCGUCGUGGCGCUCGACCUCUCCAACAAGAAUCUCUCUGGCAUCUUCUCUUCCUCCAUCGGCCGCCUCACCGAGCUCAUCAAUCUCACGCUAGAUGUCAAUAACUUCACAGGGAAUCUCCCGAGUGAGCUCGCCACGCUGCACGACCUCCACUUCCUCAACGUCUCCCACAACACCUUCACGGGGGAUUUCCCGGGGCGCUUCUCCAAUCUCCAGCUCCUCGAGGUACUGGAUGCUUACAACAACAAUUUCUCCGGGCCUCUGCCAAUCGAACUCUCGCGGCUGCCCAAUCUCCGCCACCUUCACCUGGGCGGGAGCUACUUCGAGGGAGAGAUCCCUCCCAGCUAUGGCAACAUGACGAGCUUGAGCUACCUGGCGCUGUGCGGCAACUGCCUUGUUGGCCCGAUCCCUCCCGAGCUCGGCUACCUCGUCGGCCUCGAGGAGCUCUACCUCGGCUACUUCAAUCACUUCACCGGAGGAAUCCCUCCCGAGCUGGGCCGGCUUCUCAAUCUCCAGAAGCUCGACAUUGCUAGCUGCGGCCUCGAGGGCGUGAUCCCGGCGGAGCUCGGGAAUCUCUCCAACUUGGACUCGCUCUUCCUCCAGAUAAACCAUCUCAGCGGUCCGAUCCCUCCCCAGCUCGGGGAUCUCGUCAACUUGAAGUCGCUGGAUCUCUCCAACAACAAUCUCACUGGAGCGAUACCGAUCGAGCUGCGCAAGCUCCAGAAUUUGGAGCUGCUGAGCUUGUUCCUCAAUGGGCUGUCGGGGGAGAUCCCGGCCUUCGUCGCCGAUCUUCCCAACUUGCAAGCUCUGCUGCUAUGGACGAACAACUUCACCGGUGAGCUCCCUCAGCGCCUCGGCGAGAACAUGAACCUCACGGAGCUGGACGUCUCGUCGAAUCCUCUGACGGGGCCGCUGCCUCCAAAUCUUUGCAAAGGUGGGCAGCUCGAGGUGCUGGUGCUGAUCGAGAAUGGGAUCACUGGAACCAUCCCGCCGGCGCUGGGCCACUGCAAGAGCUUGAUCAAGGUAAGACUAGCAGGGAACCAUCUCACUGGGCCGAUCCCGGAGGGGCUGCUGGGACUAAAGAUGCUAGAGAUGCUGGAGCUCCUGGAUAACCGGCUCACGGGCAUGAUCCCCGCGAUCGUGGACGCGCCGCUGCUCGACUUCCUCGAUCUCUCCCAGAACGAACUCCAGGGAUCCAUUCCUGCCGGGGUGGCACGGCUUCCCAGUCUCCAGAAGCUCUUCCUCCACAGCAACCAGUUCGUGGGUGGCAUCCCGGUGGAGCUUGGGCAGCUCUCGCAUCUCCUCCACCUCGAUCUCCACAGCAACCGUCUCUCCGGGGCGAUUCCAGCCGAGCUCGCGCAAUGCAGCAAGCUCAACUAUCUCGAUGUGAGUGACAAUCGCCUCACGGGUCCCAUUCCCGCGGAGUUGGGAUCGAUGGAGGUGUUGGAGCUGCUCAACGUCUCCAGGAAUCGUCUCAGCGGAGGCAUUCCGCCGCAGAUACUCGGGCAGGAGAGCUUGACAUCGGCGGACUUCUCAUACAACGAUUUCUCCGGGACAGUCCCCAGCGAUGGUCACUUUGGAUCGCUCAACAUGAGUUCCUUCGUCGGCAACCCGGGGCUGUGCGCGUCGCUCAAGUGUGGAGGAGGAGAUCCUUCCUCGUCUCAGGAUGGGGAUGGCGUGGCUCUCAGCCACGCCAGAGCCCGGCUGUGGAAGGCAGUGGUGGCGUCCAUCUUCUCCGCGGCAAUGCUCUUCCUCAUCGUCGGGGUGGUGUGCUUCGUCCGUGGCAACGGGGGGGAACAGAUCGAGUGCUUGAGCAUUUGCCAAAGGCGGGAGUCGACGGGGCGGCGGUGGAAGCUGACGGCGUUCCAGCGGCUGGAAUUCGAUGCCGUGCACGUCCUCGACUCGCUCAUCGAGGACAACAUCAUUGGUCGGGGCGGGUCGGGGACCGUUUAUCGUGCCGAGAUGCCGAAUGGAGAGGUGGUGGCUGUGAAGAGGCUGUGUAAGGCCACCUCGGAUGAGACAGGCAGUGGUUCUCACGAUCACGGCUUCUCGGCAGAAAUCCAGACGCUUGGGAAGAUCCGGCACCGGAACAUCGUCAAGCUGCUGGGAUGCUGCUCCAACGAGGAGACCAACUUGCUGGUUUACGAGUACAUGCCAAACGGGAGCUUGGGGGAGCUCCUUCACAGCAAGAAGAGGAACUUGCUGGACUGGACGACGCGGUACAGCAUUGCUGUGCAGUCGGCUUUCGGGCUUUGCUACCUCCACCACGACUGCUCGCCGCUCAUCGUCCACCGGGACGUCAAGUCGAACAACAUCUUGCUCGACUCCGGGUUUGAGGCUCACGUCGCGGAUUUCGGGCUGGCGAAGUUCUUCCAGGCGUCCUCGGCCGGGAAGUGCGAGUCCAUGUCGUCGAUUGCCGGCUCAUAUGGCUACAUUGCUCCUGAGUAUGCAUACACGCUCAAGGUGAGCGAGAAGGCGGACAUCUUCUCCUUCGGCGUGGUGCUGCUGGAGCUCAUCACCGGCCGCAAGCCGACAGAGCAGGAGUUCCGUGACAGCGGCCUGGGCAUUGUCAAGUGGGUUAAGAAGGUGAUGGACGAAGCCAAGGAUGGCGUGCUGAGCAUCGUUGACUCGACGCUGCGGAGCUCGCAGCUGCCAGUGCACGAGGUGACGAGCCUUGUCGGGGUGGCUCUCAUCUGCUGCGAGGAGUAUCCAUCCGACAGGCCAACGAUGCGAGACGUUGUCCAGAUGCUCGUUGACGUGAGGGGCCUGCCCAAGAGCAGCAAGAGUGGGAGCUUCAAGGACUCAUCUAUCAAGACUCCAGUGGAAUCCCAGCAGCAGUGGGAGGAUCAGGAUCGUGAGGAGCAGCAGCGGCAGCGCAGGGAUCAGGCGCCCUUGAUCCCGCUCUAACUUAUAUAUCCAUCAUCAGGGCCCGGUUUUCUCGUUUCUACUUCAAGCAUGGUGGACGAGAUCUGACAGAAACUCGACGGCGCCCGUGAAAGCUUGAGACAAAGGUUCUCUUUCCAACUCGUACCAGUUUUGUAGCCAUCGAAAGUUACCAUCGACAGCUUCACUAUCAUCAUCUUACAGCAAAGCCAGAAGCAGCAGCAGCAGGAGCAGCCGCAUCGACAGCAGCAAUUCUCUCUGGAGCGGCGCGAGUCACGACGAAUCGAAUCGAAUAACACGGGCGAGUUAGCCGCGAAGAAACAGAGGCGAGCUGUUCGAGCUAUGGCGAGACAAUCGACGAGCCUUUUGGGGAAGGAAGAUUGUUUGCUGUGUACAUACACAAAAGCUUUUGCCAGGGAAAGCACCACCUCCUUAAAAACUUGCUCUUCGUCCAUCAGUCAGUAAGUACUCUCUUUUCCUUUCUUAGAUUUUGUGUUCCAGGAGCUUUGCAGAGAUAAUCUCUCUUCGCUGCGAAAGUUUUCUCUCGGAACGUAAAGAUUUGCUCCUCUGAUCGUAUGUAUGAGCGAUUAUUUCUUUCCCUGUGUCUUCGCCUUGUUACUUUGUCUGCCCGUCUGGGUCUACGCAUUGAAUGAAUGUAGCAUAGCGCGUGAUGAUA
Selaginella moellendorffii is the source of this 3997-nucleotide messenger RNA. RefSeq names its product leucine-rich repeat receptor-like serine/threonine-protein kinase BAM2. Gene Ontology annotation, molecular function: ATP binding; receptor serine/threonine kinase binding; protein kinase activity. Gene Ontology annotation, biological process: protein phosphorylation. The coding region runs from base 241 to 3345 and encodes 1034 amino acids. Lineage: Eukaryota; Viridiplantae; Streptophyta; Lycopodiopsida; Selaginellales; Selaginellaceae. The record is from RefSeq and is a predicted model, not a curated record. The transcript is spliced from 2 exons.